This is a messenger RNA of Mugil cephalus (flathead mullet), 1976 nucleotides long. It is a transcript of the gene srpx, whose product is annotated as sushi-repeat containing protein X-linked. Lineage: Eukaryota; Metazoa; Chordata; Actinopteri; Mugiliformes; Mugilidae. The transcript is spliced from 10 exons. The coding region runs from base 85 to 1437 and encodes 450 amino acids. The record is from RefSeq and is a predicted model, not a curated record.
CCUUUUGGUAAGCAGGAAUGCACUGGAACUUUUCCUGCAAGCUCUCCUUCACAUGCUGAAGAGUGUCCGUGUCCGCUUCCCGAUAUGGACAUGUGGCCGCUGGUGCUCCUGUUUGUCCAGCUCUGCUUCUGCUCUGGGUACGAAGGGUCAGGACAGUCCGCCUACGGAGACGAUGAGGACUGGUAUUCUCGUAGAUAUAAAGGAACCCCGUGGUGCGCGCCCAUUAAAGUGAAACAUGGUGACGUGAGCUGCCGCACGCCCAGAGGGGAGCACUACAGGAACGUGAUGGGGACGCGGUGUAAAAUCCGCUGUAAGCAGGGGUACGAAGUCCAGAGCCCAGAGGUGGUGUGCAUGGCAAGCAAACACUGGUCCUCUAACUACGCCUGCCGAGAGAUCCGUUGUCCCAAGCUGGACAUGCCCAUUAACGGCGGCUACAAGUGCUCGGAUGGCUCCUACUUCAGCUCUCGCUGCCAGUUCUUCUGCUCCCCUGGAUUCACUCUGAAGGGCCAAAAGACGGCAACCUGUCAACACAACAAAGUGUGGAGCGCCCAAGUUCCCACCUGCAUUGACACUGAUCCACCAAAAAUCAAGUGUCCUAAUGUGAAGGAUAAGUGGGCAGAACCAGGAAAGCUGACAGCAAGAGUGACCUGGGACACACCGGAGGGUGUCGACACCGCAGACGGCAUCCUCACUGAUGUAACCCUGAAGGGAAAACCUUCAAAAUCAGAUUUCCCAGAGGGCCUCCAUAAAAUGUCCUACACUGUGUUUGACCGGGCUGGAAACAAAGGGUCAUGCCGCUUCACUGUCAGAGUGCGAGUGCGCCGCUGCAGCCCGCUAUUCGCCCCAGACAAUGGAUAUAUGAAGUGUGACAGCGACGGAGACAACUACGGCGCCACCUGUGAAUUUACCUGCACCGGUGGCUAUGAGCUCUCGGGCAGCGCUGCCAGAGUGUGCCAAUCUGGACUCACCUGGUCUGGUUUAGACACGACCUGUGCACCCAUGAACAUCAACGUGGGAGUGCGUACAGCUGCUGCGCUGCUGGACCAGUUCUAUGAGAAGCGACGGCUCCUCAUUAUCUCAGCACCAACGGCCGCCAAUCACAAUUACCGCUUCCAGAUGACUAACUUACAGCACGCUCAGUGCGGCCUGGACUUAAGACACGUGACAGUAAUUGAGCUGGUUGGGACUUACCCGGCACAAAUUGGCCGAAUUCGACACAGGCUGCUUACUCCGGCACUGGCACUGCAAAUCAGGAUACUGCUCCAGAUUCCUCAAAGGUCUUUCCAAAUGGUGCUGGUAGACAAGCAGGGCAUGGACAAGCAGCGGUACCCGUUCCCGAUCACAGCAGCUGAAUUAUUCACCACCAUCGACACCUUCCCACUCCGCAAGGACGAGAUGGUGCUACAGCAGCAGGCAGGACAGACCUGUCAAUCAUAAAACACUCCCCCCCGGGCCCUCAGCGCACUACCAUGGACUGUCAGCCAUCUUUGAUCUUUUCUUCCUCUGUAGUCACAUCAGACAAGACUGACUCAGAUCUUCUUUUUCUGCCCACGUGUCACACACUCCUACCUGAACUCAUCCUGUUCUUUAUCUGACUGUAUGUAUCUUUAUAUGUGUGUGUGUGAGAGAGUGUUUGUGUGCAUGUGUCAUCAAAGGUUUGUAUGUAAGUCGCGGUGCUGAUCUGAGGCUGAUCUGUAUGAAAUGGAUCACACAGUACAUUACAAUCAUAUUGAUUCCUGUGCCUUGUCUGUUUUUUGUUUUUUCAAGAUUUUCAAAGCAGAAAUAUGUUUUACUAUUUUGUACAAAAAGACAUUUUACUGUAUGAACUGGAACCAUUUUCACCUGUCUAAUAUUUAUGCCUCACUCCUCUAAUAACGAUGUACUCUGUCUGUGCGUGUGUGUUUGUGUGUGGUGUAUAGUACAUUUGCGCCUCUACGUCUGGAUUUAAAAAAUACUGAUUAAAAAUGUCCAGUGUG